AUGGUCCACCUUGUGGAUCCCCUCAUUCUUUUUGAGGAAAAGGACGUGACAGACGCUGACCUCAAACCCAUUCUUGCGGCUUUGGCGGAGGUGGAUGAUACUGCUGUACGGAGUAUAGAUGAGCAAGCGGAAAAAAGUGCAGAGUUCGAGCUCACACACCCUACUGGCCCCUUCACCCAUGCUCACGUCGUCAACACCCAACCCUAUGCCAUAAUUGUGGUGGCAAUAAGGGAGAAGGAAAUGCGGCGCCUGCAACAAAUCAACAUGACGGGGGGUGGAGGUCCGACAUCACUUACAGUCGGACUUGGCUUGCAGUGGGCUUUCCAGUCGGGUAGAGUCGUCCAGUUUUGGACGUUCCCGUACCAGCCACUUCAACUGCCUGACAACUCGGCAUAUGUAGUGGCUUCACCCAUUUCAUCAAACGGGUGA
Molecule: messenger RNA, 429 nt
Organism: Klebsormidium nitens
Lineage: Eukaryota; Viridiplantae; Streptophyta; Klebsormidiophyceae; Klebsormidiales; Klebsormidiaceae
Source: the annotation of a GenBank genome assembly